UGUACGGAAAAGGAAUUAUUAAUGGAAGUUCACCCAUGGGACAGCGGUAGAGCAGUAGAAAAUGAAGAAAGAACUCCGCUCCUGUACGGCAUGCGGUGAACCAAUCUCGGACCAGUACCUGCUAGACGUGGGCGGUUGCUCAUGGCACUCGGCCUGUCUCCGCUGUUGCAUCUGCCAUACACCGCUGGACCGUCAGGCUUCCUGCUUUCUGAAGGAUCGGCAGAUCUACUGCAAAGGUGACUAUGCAAAAACAUUUGGCGCCAAGUGUGCCCGCUGUAGCCGAAGUAUCGCCGCUUCGGAUUGGGUCCGCCGUGCUCGGGAGCUCACGUUCCAUCUUGCCUGCUUUGCCUGUGAUAGUUGUGGACGACAGUUGUCCACCGGGGAACAGUUUGCCCUGGCCGACGAGAAGGUCCUCUGUAAGACACACUACUCGGAGAUUUUCGACUGUGGAACGUCCAGUGAUGAUGGGUGCGAAGCUGACGGAUUCCAGAAGAACAGCAAGUCCAAACGAGUGCGGACAACCUUCACCGAGGAGCAGUUGCAGAUCCUGCAGGCAAACUUCAACAUCGACAGCAAUCCGGACGGACAGGAUCUCGAACGGAUAGCAUCGGUUACCGGUCUGAGCAAGCGGGUCACUCAGGUGUGGUUUCAAAACUCUCGUGCUCGCCAGAAAAAGCAUAUUCAAGUUCCUAGGGAUGGCGAUGUGAACCCAUUCGCCAGGCACAUUAAUCUCCAGCUGUCGUACACUUUUCAACAAUCCAACGUGAUGCACAGUCCGAUACACAUGGGCGGAAUGGCAAAUGUUGGUCAUACCGGUAGUUUAAAUAGCAACAAUAAUCAUAGUACCAACAACAGCAUGGGUGUUAGUUUCAACAACAAUAACAACAAUACUAUCAGCUCAUCAAAGUCAUCACCGUACAGUAGGCAUGAAUCGUCCCUGGAUGAGUUAUCUGAGGAUUCAGCUAUUCAUUGCAUGCAGAAUGAAAUAUAGGAUGAAGGAAG
This is a messenger RNA of Ochlerotatus camptorhynchus, 1002 nucleotides long. RefSeq names its product LIM/homeobox protein Awh-like. Gene Ontology annotation, molecular function: RNA polymerase II transcription regulatory region sequence-specific DNA binding; DNA-binding transcription factor activity, RNA polymerase II-specific. The transcript has 6 exons. The record is from RefSeq and is a predicted model, not a curated record. Gene Ontology annotation, cellular component: nucleus. Bases 62 to 991 code for a protein of 309 amino acids. Lineage: Eukaryota; Metazoa; Arthropoda; Insecta; Diptera; Culicidae. Gene Ontology annotation, biological process: neuron differentiation; regulation of transcription by RNA polymerase II.